UUUUGUUGUCAUUAAAGGUUAUGGAAGUGCUUAAGUCAUUAUAAGAAUCACAAGUAAAAGAUUUUGAUACUAUUGUUCGCAGUGUACAGGCAUACGGUAGAAUUUGCGAGUGCAUGGGAAAGGAUUUUCUUCCUUACCUGAGUACCAUCAUUCCCCCUUUGGUUGAAUGUGCUCAGCUUGAGCCCAAUAAGACCGUAUCCUCAGAUAAAUUAGAUGAUAGCAUACACAAAGUCAAGUUUGGGAAUGAAAUAAUAUGUGUCAAAGGAAGUGACCUCCUAGCAGGGAAAUCUGUAGCCUGUCAAAUCCUUGCUUUAUAUGCUCAAAAAUUGGAAGAAGACUUCUACCCAUGGAUUUCCCAGGCUGCUUCAGUUUUAGUUCCCCUUCUGAAAUUCGAUUUCGACAAUGGUGUCAGGGAAGGUGCUAGUGCUGCAUUGUACUUCCUGUUGCAUUCUGCUAAACUGGCGGUAGAGAAAGGGACUGCUCAAGGUGGAAACCAGUUGUACCUCAAGCAGUUUGUCUGGCGAGAUAAUACUGGCUAUUGGGGACACUUUAUAUUCGGAGCAUGACACAGAAGUAUGUGCAACUAAAUUGAGUGGAUUGAAUGAAUGCUUAGAGGUUCUUUGUGCUGGAGAGGAUCUUGCUACAGAAGAAACUGCAAAACGCAUGAUUAAUCUGUUGAGGCAUUUUUGGAAAACAGUACCAGCAGCCACCUGGGAAUCAGCAUGUUCCUUGCUAUUGCCUCAGCAGGAAAUGGAAUUGGAAUCCAUCUUAUCACCUGAAGAAGAUGUUAACAUUUCAAUGAAACUACUAGUCUUGUGAACUUGUGGGGAUCAAACAUUUUGAUGCUAAAUUCUUUCUCACAAGCACAAGGUUGGUCAUGCGUAAGGUUCAGAGUUAGUAUGGAGAGUCUUGCCUAGUCAUUUUCUCUUGUUUUUGUUUUUUGUUGCCAAAGUUCGACUCUUGCCACUAUUUAGAGUAUUUCCUGCCCCACCUGCACCAUCCGCACACGAAAAGUGUAUAUCAUCACAAAUUCGUAUUGUAUAUCCCUGAAACGCAAUAAA
This is a messenger RNA of Nicotiana attenuata, 1061 nucleotides long. Its product is annotated as importin subunit beta-3-like. The record is from RefSeq and is a predicted model, not a curated record. Gene Ontology annotation, molecular function: nuclear import signal receptor activity. Gene Ontology annotation, biological process: protein import into nucleus. The transcript is spliced from 7 exons. NCBI's taxonomy places the organism in Eukaryota, Viridiplantae, Streptophyta, Magnoliopsida, Solanales, Solanaceae. Gene Ontology annotation, cellular component: nucleus; cytoplasm. The coding region runs from base 114 to 566 and encodes 150 amino acids.